Prunus dulcis (almond) is the source of this 543-nucleotide messenger RNA. RefSeq names its product proline-rich protein 3-like. Lineage: Eukaryota; Viridiplantae; Streptophyta; Magnoliopsida; Rosales; Rosaceae. The record is from RefSeq and is a predicted model, not a curated record. The coding region runs from base 1 to 501 and encodes 166 amino acids. The transcript has 2 exons.
AUGGCUUUUAACCGUUUCUUCUCUGCAACCUCUUUGCUAGUCUUGGCAUUAGUAGCAGUGCUGAUUACGCCUUCUUCUGCUGCUGGCAAUAAUCACUAUGAUGAGAUGAACCUACAACCAACCAAAUCCAUUUUGGGCAUUCAAGGCCUUGUUUAUUGCAAAUCAGGCCCUAAAGUCAUCCCUCUCGAAGGGUCGGUGGCCAGGAUAACAUGUGAGGCUGUGGACGAAUAUGGGAUGGAAAGUGCACCCAUGACCAUCUUGAGCGAUGCAACUGAUGCCAAGGGUUAUUUCUUUGCAACACUUUCUCCUUAUGAGAUUGAAAAUCACAAGAAGCUCACUCAGUGCAGAGCCUUUCUCGAACUCUCUCCAUUGGAGUCUUGUAACGUUCCCACAGACUUGAACAAUGGAAUAAGUGGUGCUGUGCUUGCUUCAUAUCGUCUCCUCCACGACAAGAACAUAAGACUUUAUACUGUAGGGCCUUUCACGUUCACAUCAUCCUAAUAAUAUCAAUGGAAUAAGUGGAGCUGGGUUCCCAGCCCGCGA